Messenger RNA from Phacochoerus africanus (Common warthog), 4733 nucleotides. It is a transcript of the gene SLC12A7, whose product is annotated as solute carrier family 12 member 7. The record is from RefSeq and is a predicted model, not a curated record. Bases 70 to 3336 code for a protein of 1088 amino acids. Gene Ontology annotation, molecular function: potassium:chloride symporter activity. Gene Ontology annotation, biological process: chloride ion homeostasis; chemical synaptic transmission; chloride transmembrane transport. Gene Ontology annotation, cellular component: membrane. The transcript has 25 exons. NCBI's taxonomy places the organism in Eukaryota, Metazoa, Chordata, Mammalia, Artiodactyla, Suidae.
AGCGGGCGGAGCUGAGCCGGGCGCGCGGCGCGGAGCGGGGCGCGGAGUGGCCGGAGCGCCGGGUGCGCCAUGCCCACCAACUUCACCGUGGUGCCCGUGGAGGCGCGGGCGGACGGCGGCCAGGAUGAGGCGGCCGAGCAGACCGAGGCGCCGGGUCCCCCCGAGGGCGCCGAGCCCGACUGCUCCAACCCGGGAGAUGGUGGCCCCAGGGAGGACAGCCCGUUCAUCGGCGGCGUGGAGGCGGACGGAGGGAGCGUGUUGGAAGGAAGAAGCAUGGCUCUCUUUGAGGAGGAAAUGGACAGCAACCCCAUGGUGUCCUCGCUGCUCAACAAGCUGGCCAAUUACACCAACCUGAGCCAGGGCGUCGUGGAGCACGAGGAGGACGAGGACAGCCGGAGGCGGGAGGUCAAGAACCCCCGCAUGGGCACCUUCAUCGGCGUCUACCUGCCCUGCCUGCAGAACAUCCUGGGCGUGAUCCUCUUCCUGCGCCUGACGUGGAUCGUGGGGGCGGCCGGCGUCCUGGAGUCCUUCCUCAUCGUGUCCAUGUGCUGCACCUGCACCAUGCUGACCGCCAUCUCCAUGAGCGCCAUCGCCACCAACGGCGUGGUCCCAGCUGGCGGCUCCUAUUACAUGAUAUCGCGGUCCCUGGGGCCCGAGUUCGGAGGGGCUGUGGGUCUCUGCUUCUAUCUGGGCACCACCUUUGCGGGGUCCAUGUACAUUCUGGGGACCAUUGAGAUUUUUUUGACCUACAUCUCGCCCAGCGCGGCCGUCGUCCAGGCCGAGGCCGCGGGGGGCGAGGCCGCGGCCAUGCUGCACAACAUGCGCGUGUACGGGACGGGCACGCUGCUGCUCAUGGCCCUGGUGGUCUUCGUGGGCGUCAAGUACGUCAACAAGCUGGCGCUGGUCUUCCUGGCCUGCGUCGUCCUGUCCAUCCUCGCCAUCUACGCCGGCGUCGUCAAGACGGCCUUCCACCCACCCGACGUCCCGGUCUGUCUGCUGGGGAACCGCACGCUGUCCCGACGCGGCUUCGACAUCUGCGCCAAAGUCCACGCCGCCAGCAACGGCUCGACCCCCACCGCCCUCUGGGGCCUCUUCUGCAACAGCUCCGCGGCCAGCUCCUCCUGUGACCCAUAUUUUGUGCAGAACAACGUCACGGAGGUCCAGGGCAUUCCCGGCGUGGCCAGCGGCGUCCUCCUGGAUAACCUGUGGAGUGCCUACGCGGACAAGGGGGCGUUCGUGGAGAAGAAGGGCGUGGCUUCCGUGCCCGCGCCGGACGAGAGCGGAGCCGGCGGGCUGCCCUACGUGCUCGCCGACAUCAUGACCUACUUCACCAUGCUGGUUGGCAUCUACUUUCCCUCCGUGACCGGCAUCAUGGCAGGCUCGAACCGGUCCGGGGACCUCAAGGACGCCCAGAAGUCCAUCCCCACGGGCACCAUCCUGGCCAUCGCGACCACGUCUUUCAUCUACCUCUCCUGCAUCGUGCUUUUCGGGGCCUGCAUCGAGGGUGUGGUCUUACGAGAUAAGUUUGGGGAGGCCCUGCAGGGGAACCUUGUCAUCGGCAUGCUGGCCUGGCCGUCCCCCUGGGUCAUUGUCAUCGGCUCCUUCUUCUCCACCUGCGGGGCCGGCCUGCAGAGCCUGACGGGGGCCCCGCGCCUGCUGCAGGCCAUCGCGCGGGACGGCAUCAUUCCCUUCCUCCAGGUGUUCGGCCACGGGAAGGCCAACGGGGAGCCCACCUGGGCCCUGCUGCUCACGGCCCUCAUCUGCGAGACCGGCAUCCUGAUCGCCUCCCUGGACAGCGUGGCCCCCAUCCUCUCCAUGUUUUUCCUCAUGUGCUACAUGUUCGUGAACCUGGCCUGUGCUCUGCAGACCCUGCUGCGCACGCCCAACUGGCGCCCUCGCUUCAAGUAUUACCACUGGACCCUCUCCUUCCUGGGCAUGAGCCUGUGCUUCGCCCUGAUGUUCGUGUGCUCCUGGUACUAUGCCCUCUUCGCCAUGCUCGUGGCCGGCUGCAUCUACAAGUACAUCGAGUACCGCGGGGCCGAGAAGGAGUGGGGCGACGGCAUCCGGGGGCUGUCGCUGAACGCCGCCCACUACGCCCUGCUGCGCGUGGAGCACGGCACCCCCCACACCAAGAACUGGAGGCCGCAGGUGCUGGUAUUGCUGAACCUGGACGCCGAGUGGCGCGCGAAGCACCCCCGCCUGCUGUCACUCACCUCGCAGCUCAAGGCCGGCAAGGGCCUGACCAUCGUGGGCUCCGUGCUGGAGGGGACCUUCCUGGACCAACACGCAGAGGCCCAGCAGGCCGAGGAGAACAUCCGGGCCCUGAUGGCGGCCGAGAAGACCAAGGGCUUCUGCCAGCUGGUGGUGUCCCCCAGCCUGCGCGACGGCGUGUCCCACCUGAUCCAGUCAGCCGGCCUGGGGGCCAUGCGGCACAACACGGUGCUCAUGGCCUGGCCCGCAGCCUGGAAGCAGGGGGACAACCCCUUCUCCUGGAAGAACUUUGUUGACACCGUGCGCGACACCACGGCGGCGCAUCAGGCCCUGCUGGUGGCCAAGAACGUGGAUCUGUUUCCGCAAAACCAGGAGCGCUUCAGCGACGGGCACAUCGACGUGUGGUGGAUCGUGCACGACGGGGGGCUGCUCAUGCUGCUGCCCUUCCUGCUGCGGCAGCACAAGGUGUGGAGGCGCUGCCGCAUGCGCAUCUUCACGGUGGCCCAGGUGGACGAUAACAGCAUCCAGAUGAAGAAGGACCUGCAGACGUUUCUGUACCACCUCCGGAUCAGCGCCGAGGUGGAGGUGGUGGAGAUGGUUGAAAACGACAUCUCUGCGUUCACCUACGAGAAGACGCUGCUGAUGGAGCAGAGAUCCCAGAUGCUGAAGCAGAUGCAGCUGUCCCGGACAGAGCGCGAGAGGGAGGCUCAGCUGAUCCACGACAGGAACACGGCGUCCCACUCCGCGGUGGCCGCCAGGACCCAGGCCCCGCCCACGCCAGACAAGGUGCAGAUGACCUGGACUAAGGAGAAGCUGGUCGCCGAGAAGCAUCGAAGCAAGGACGCCAGCGUGUCCGGGUUCAAGGACCUCUUCAGCCUGAAGCCACAGUGGGGACACCUGAAUCAGUCCAACGUCAGGAGGAUGCACACGGCCGUCAAGCUCAACGGCGUCAUCCUCGACAAGUCCCAGGAUGCCCAGCUGGUCCUGCUGAACAUGCCCGGGCCCCCCAGAAACCGCCAGGGGGACGAGAACUACAUGGAGUUCCUGGAGGUCCUGACCGAGGGGCUGAACAGGGUCCUCCUGGUCAGAGGCAGCGGCCGCGAGGUGGUCACCAUCUACUCCUAGCGCUCGGCCGCUCCAGGCCGCGCCCGGCACGGGGACGGAGCUGCGCACACCCUGACCCGUGCGUGGCGGCGUGUCGAAGUUUCUAGAAAACUGCCUGGGGCUCCCCUGUCCAGGCCGUGAGCUGCGAGCCCGAGGAGGGCGUGGCCCCAGCCGUGACCUGGGCCCCGGCCCUCCUGGAGGCAGAGCAGAACGGGACGCCCUUGGAUUCCGGACUCCGUCUUUCCGGCUGGACCCUCCGUUGUGCAGUUACACCCACUCAGACACCCCCCUGUCCCCGGGGCCCCUCUCUGGCCGAGGGCUCGCUGCAGGCCCUGCCCUGUCCGCGCCGAGUGUCUGAGAUGAAGACAGGAGCCGUCCACACGGCACCAGCUCCAGCCUGGGGUGGUGUCUGCCCUCGGGUGCCUCCCGCUGGGCUUCGUGCUCCAGGAGCGGCGGGCGACAGCGGGAGGGCCUGCAGGACAGGGCCUGCCACACAGCUCAGUCUCACAUGCACCUGCUCCCGCGACCUCUUCAUGCUCAGAAAAGUGGGUGAGGCCGUAGCCGUGGGAGGCCCUGCAGUGGCCACGACGCCCGCUGGUCAGCAGGGCCUCUGUGUCACCUCCCGCCAGCACUGGCGGCUGGUCUCAGCCACAUUCAGGGCACCGGCGGGUGGUCUUGGCCACGUUCGGGGCACUGGUGGCUGAUCCCGGCCACACUGAGGGCACUGAGAUGAUACCUUCUGAGGAUCCUGCACUUGGCAUACCUGGCACACUUGGCACGUCCGCCGCAUGUCAUUGCGGUAACUUGCGCCUCACUUUCUGUUUGGCUUAUUUAUUUAUUUAAGCAUCUGGGGGGGGGGUGUUCAGUGAUGAAAGUUGUCCCUGAGGAGAUUGCUUCCGUGAAAGGGACCCCAAACAGCUGGCCCCGACUUCUCUGGCUUCCGUGGGCUCCUCAGAGAAUCAGCCUGGCGCACACAUCUGGGGUUGGGCAGGAGCCACGCGUGUGCUCCCGCUGUUUUGUGAGAGGCAGUCACGCAGCAUAGAGGGCUGGGUCACCAUCAGGGUGGCCGCGGCCAGUGUGCCAAACGCCGGGCUCGGGGGUGUGUGGGGGUUUCAGUUCAGCACUGAGUUUGGCAGCGGGUCCACCUCACCCUCAUUGGGUGCCCCUCCCGGAUCUGGGCGGGGCCGCCCGUCCCGGGUCCCUGUGCAGCGGCUGGCAAGCAGCCUGUGGGGACCAGGAUCAUCGGCCACAUCUUGUGACCCCAGCUCGCCGCCCACCUCCUGCCGUGUCUGCACCCUUCCACGCGUCACCCGUGUAAUCGCAGCGGCAGCCGUUUGCUGUUGCCUUCACGUUUUCCUUUUAUAGGGUGUUUGUAUAAUUUUGUCAGUAGAAAAAUAAAAUUAUGUAGAGCCCGAGUA